AUGACAAUUCUGACCAUGGAAUCGUUGGGCAUUCCACCAUCCAGUGUUGUUUCUGCAUUUAUCUUUUGCAUUCUCACAUAUUGUUUAAUUUUACUCUUCAACUCCAUGUUGCUUGCAACUAUUGUUGCACAAAGGAAUCUGCAUAAACCAAUGUACAUACUGCUGUUUAAUUUGUCCAUAUGUGACCUUAUGGGAGCUACAGCUUUUUACCCACAGCUGGUUUGUAGUAUACUGUCUCAGAGUAGAGAAAUAUCCUACCCUGCCUGUGCCUUGCAAGGCAUCCUUCUUCAUGUCUAUGGGGGAGGAUCUCUUUCAUUUCUUAGUGUUAUGGCUUAUGACAGAUACAUUGCCAUUUGCAAACCUUUGAGAUACAAUAAUCUGAUGACCCAAAGUACAUUGGUGAAACUUAUUUUUAUGGUCUGGUCUGUAAAUAUUACUUUGAUCGGGACUUCAUUUAUACUCACAAUAAGCGCAGAAAUCUGCAGGACAAAUAUAGUGGACAUGCACUGCAAUAAUCCUUCUUUAAUGAAGUUAAUCUGUGAGGAUACAAGAGUGAUGAACUACUUUGGCUACGUUACUGUAAUUCUUCUACAAAGUUUUUCCCUACUAACAGUAUCGUUAACAUAUAUCAAAAUCCUAAUUACAUGUCUUUCUACAAAACAGGCAAAAUCUAUAAGUAAGGCAAUGCAAACCUGUGGGACACAUUUAGUUGUUUUUCUGAGUUUUGAGAUUAACACACUGUUUCUAUUGACAUCUCACAGGUUAGAAUCAGCAUCUCCACACUUAAGAAGGGCCUUUGGUAUUUCAAUUAUUAUCUUUCCUCCAAUUCUUAACCCUCUAAUUUAUGGUUUGAAAACAAGGGAAAUUCGACAAACAAUUUUUAAGUUCAUACAAAGAAAGGUUUCUUCUGUCUAACAAGAAAAUAACUAAAAGCACAUACAUAUGCUUGUGCAUUUUACUACAUAAACUA
Ictalurus furcatus (blue catfish) is the source of this 970-nucleotide messenger RNA. RefSeq names its product olfactory receptor 4K5-like. Gene Ontology annotation, cellular component: membrane. The record is from RefSeq and is a predicted model, not a curated record. Bases 1 to 915 code for a protein of 304 amino acids. Gene Ontology annotation, molecular function: G protein-coupled receptor activity; olfactory receptor activity. Gene Ontology annotation, biological process: G protein-coupled receptor signaling pathway. The transcript has a single exon. NCBI's taxonomy places the organism in Eukaryota, Metazoa, Chordata, Actinopteri, Siluriformes, Ictaluridae.